GGCUUCGCUGCCCAACCUGUUUGCUGGCAUGACCUUGUGUCCUCGCUUGGGACAGUCUUUAUCCUUAUUGGUAGUAUAAAGAGACUGCUGAUAAUCUGAGGUAUGGGGCUAGGAAACCUUUGGAAGAACUACAAAGUUUUAAUUGUUAUGGGAACAGGUCUUGGACUUGUACAUUGGGGAUGGUAUAAUAUUAAGUCAAACCCAAUAUUCCAGCCUGAAAGAGAAGACACUCUAGAACCAGAGCCUGCCAUAACUGGAUAUGCUGUAGAAAAAAACACAGCGAAAAAGGCCAAAUAACCUACACAUAACUUGAUCUAGAUAACCGUCCUAGCUUAUAUCUCCAUUUAUUAAUUCAAGAAGGAUGAUUAAAAAACAGACGUGGUUACGAAAGAACUGGCUGUGGGUUGCUGGCAUAUCCUUUUUAGGCAUUCAUUUUGGAACAUACUUUAUUCAGAAGCUGGCAAAACAGUCUGCAAAGUCAAAUUUACAACUGAAAGAGUCCAAAAACAGUGAAUGAUCCAACUGGCUACUUCACUUCCAUCCACAAAACAAGACAGCAUGGUGCAUGAUUGUUGGUGGGGUGUAUGUUUUGUCAUUAUGCUGAUGUGAUCUGAGAUGGGGGAUGUUCAUUUUAUAGAUUUUGAGAUAAUGUGAAUAAAAAAAAUGAAUCUUUAAUUACAGACUGUAUUUAUUGUUCUGCAAUCAGAUCAGUAUUUUACCAUGUCCAGAGUUGAAGCUAAAAAGCCAUCCGUUUGUACAACGGGCCCAAUGAAUAUCCAGUCUGUGAGGGACUCACUUAGUGUGCUGCAUGGUGUUAUUAUGUCAUGUUAUGGCCCACUAGGCAGAAUCAAACAAGUCCAUAAUGGCACAGGUGGAUGUGUUCUCACUACAUCACAGUCCUCUGCCUUAUUCAAUAGCUUUUCUGUCAGCAAACCAGUGGCAAAGCUGCUUGUAGCAUCCAUAAGGAAUCAUAUAUCUUGCUUCAGUGAUUCUGGCCUUUUUGCAGCCAGUCUGUGUUGCUAUUUGGUCGAUCACUUUUUCAAUUUAAACAUAGCACGGCACACAGUAAUUAAAGUAAGCAGGAGUCUUCUGAACAUGUGUAUUAGUUAUCUGAGUGCUGAUGACUGUGCAUGUAAAGUAAAAGUAGAUUUUAAUAGCAGCAAGCCAUUGUUAUGCUUAAUACGUUCUGUGGUGUCUAGCAAGCCGGCUUGUAUGCUGACUACCCAAGAAGCAGAUUACAUCAGCACGUUAAUCCUAAAAGCCUUCAUCUGUACCAUUCCUGAUAAGUCUGGGCCCAAUAUUGUUUUAGGGAAAAGUGUUAUUGUACCAAUUGAAGGUCACAGUGUAUCAGAAUCCUCCGUGGUGCCUGGCCUUCUCAUUGAAAUGCCCGAGUUUUGUUGGAGCAGAUCUGUACCUUCCAGUGGAUUACCAUUUGCAGAAAUUAAGCUAGCUUUGUUUUCCAUCUCACUAUCUGGAGACCUUUGUGAUACAGGAGAAGGGACUCUGAACAUACUAAAUAGCGUUGACACGGAAAAUGUUAUGCUGGACCAACUCUUGAUUCUUGGGAAAAAAUUAGUUGAGGACCGUGUCAACUUCCUUCUGUGUCAAAAAGUUGUCCAUCCAUCCUUGAAGCAAUACCUUAAAGAGCACAGUGUCGUUGCAGUGGAUAGAUUAGGUGCAGCUUUAAUGGAACCCGUGAGUCAAAUGACAGGUGCACAACCUAUAGCUUCUCUUAGCUCCAUCCCUGACACUUGCUAUGGCAGCUUGCAAGGUCUUCAUAAAAUGUCUAUGGGAUCUAAGCAUUAUAUACACCUUAUUCCCACUGGCAACUCAGUGUGCAGCUUUGUCCUCUGUAAUCGAAAUGAGACAUCAUUAAAAGAGCUUAUGCGGACCUGCGAGGCAGCAGAGCGUGUAUUACAGCUCACUCUUAAGAACCCAUGGGUGUUGCUUGGUGGUGGCUGCACAGAAACACACUUGGCAGCAUUGCUGAGAUACAAGAGUGCCAAUAUGCACAGCAGUGGCCUGACAGAGCUGAACUGCACAGCGGCAGAGUACCAGCUGGUGGCCGAUUGCUUUUGCAUCUCAUUAGAGGCUCUAGCACGAAAUCUGGAACACGACGGAGGAGAAAUGUCCAUUGAUCUACAGAUGGGUCAUUGCUGGUCUGCUGCUCCUGAUGGUGCUGUGGAUUUCCAUUGCUCAGAUACUGGGCAGCAAUGCGGGUGUGGAACGCACAGGAAAUUAGAAGGGUUAAAGUGCAGUGCUCUGGGAAGUAGGUACGAACCAUUCUGUCCUCAGGGGAGCACAGAAAAACAAUUAUACCCAAAGUCGGACAAGUUUGUUUUUGACUGUUUUGCUGCAAAAUGUAACGCCUUACAAGUGGCUGUUAACACUGCCAGUUUAAUUCUGGACCUGUCAUAUGUAAUUGAAGAUCCCAAUUAAGUCCUGUUUCUUAAACAAGUGUAUUCGGAGUGAAAAAUUUGAUUGUAAAACUCACCUUGCUAUAGAGAUAUUUUACAGUGGGUGGGGUCUUAUCUAUGGCAAAUUACCUUAUACCAUGUGAUGUUUCUACUGAUUAAAACUUAAAUGUUGGGAGUUGUGGUAAAUAUAUUACUAUCGAGUCAUUAAAGGAACAUUUAAGUGUAAAAUUAAACUGGGUAAGAUAAACUGAAUAAAAAAUAUUUCUAAAAGUAAGCCAAAAAUGUAAUCUCUAAAGGCUGGAGUGAGCAAAUGCCUAACAUAAUAGCCAGAUCACUAAUACCUCCUUUACAGCUCUCUAAGCUGUUAGCCAUCAGUAACCAAUCAGUGACUUGAGGGGGGGUCAUAUGGGACAUAACUGUUCAUUUAGUUUGCACUAAUUGAAUCUGACCCGCGUGCUCACAAACUAACUGAAAAGUUAUGUCCCAUGUGCCCCCCAGCUGAAGUGAAUUUUUUUGGACGUCGGGCUUUAUUUUAGACAUGUAAUACUCAAUAAACAUUUGUACUUACUUUACUUUAUUUGAACCGUCAUUGUUGGUACUUUUGGAGUGCCUGACCAAGUUCUUGUGAUUCCGCUCCCUCAGGCACCCAAACCCAACAUUUCAACUAGUGAGUUCUUCUGUUUGCACUUUUUUGGGUAACACAUAAACUAAAAAUCAUUUAAACUUUAAAUAAACCCAAUAGGAUUCUUUUGCCUACAAUAUGGAUUUAUUGUAUCCUAGUUGGGAUAAAGUACAAGGUACUGUUUUAAAUUACAGAGAAAAAGGGAAUUUAUUUUAAAUUUUUAAUUAUCUGAUUAAAAUCGAGUCUAUGGGAGAUGCCCUGCCUGUAAUUUGGAAAUUUCUGGAUAACAGGUUUGCGGAUAACAGAUCCCAUACUUGUAUAGGCAUAUGAUCUAUUAUCUGCAAAUUCAUUACUGGAAAGCUCCAACUGAUUACCUUUUUCUCCCUAAUAAUAAGAUGGUACCUUGCACUUCAUGGUAAUUAAGCUGCAUUAUUCCAGAGUAUUGAUUAAUGUGUUGUUCCAGAGGACAGAUCCCAUAUUCUGUAUUUAAUUAAACCUAAUUAGACUUUACCGUGUCAUUUUAAUAAUAAAUGUAAAUAAAUAUUCACAAAUCACAGUCA
This is a messenger RNA of Xenopus tropicalis (tropical clawed frog), 3599 nucleotides long. It is a transcript of the gene mkks, whose product is annotated as MKKS centrosomal shuttling protein. The coding region runs from base 721 to 2439 and encodes 572 amino acids. The transcript is spliced from 6 exons. Lineage: Eukaryota; Metazoa; Chordata; Amphibia; Anura; Pipidae. Gene Ontology annotation, molecular function: ATP binding. Gene Ontology annotation, biological process: cilium assembly; protein folding. The record is from RefSeq and is a predicted model, not a curated record. Gene Ontology annotation, cellular component: centrosome; nucleus; cytosol.